AUGGCCUUCCAGCCGAGCAUCCCUCUUGAUCACAUAGAAAACUUUGAAGAGAUUUGCAGCACUACAAGAUCCAAUGGAGUCUCAGCUGACUACUUGAAGUGCAAGCUCUUUUCAUUCUCUCUUGGCGACAAAGCUUCAAGAUGGUUGAAGUCUCUGCCAGCUCACUCCAUUACCACUUGGGAUGAGUACAAGGCCGCUUUCAUCAACCACUUCUACACCAAGCAAAGAUCAGUUUCUGUAAGGAACAAGAUCUCCAACUUUCGCCAAGCCAACAAUGAAUCUUUCUAUGAGGCGCUAGACCGAUUCAAGGAGUACAUUAGGGACUGCCCUAAUCAUGGUUUCAAUGAGGGAAACCUAUGGAACAUCUUCUAUCGUGGCAUAGACCACAAGUACAAGCUUUCAUUGGACACUGCAAGCAAUGGAAACUUCAUGACCAAGACUGUUGAUGAAGCUAAGGUUCUUAUUGAGAAUCUUGCAGCUAGUGAUUGUAACAACUGUCCUGAUUAUGACCGCUCAAGCCGCACCACUACUAGCUCCCCUGAUUCUUUUCAAAUGACUGAACUCAAGAACAUGAUGGCUCAAGUUCUUAAGGGACAGCUCAAGCAUAUCAAUGCAAUAGAAGGGAUGAGUGAUGCUAAUGAAGACCCAUCAAGAGAAUGCAUGGGAGAUUUCUCUAAUGAAGCCAAUGAAGAAGAUGUGAACUACAUUGGAAACUAUGGGAACAAGGGAUACAAUCCAAGCUAUCGCCCAAACCCCAACAUGUAA
Microthlaspi erraticum is the source of this 765-nucleotide messenger RNA. The record is from the annotation of a GenBank genome assembly. Lineage: Eukaryota; Viridiplantae; Streptophyta; Magnoliopsida; Brassicales; Brassicaceae.